AGUGCAUGGCCAACUGCUGGCAUUCCGGCGUCCCUCAUUUCCUGCAGAACAGCCGCGAGUGUUUCUGCGAGUCUGCAGCCUCUGGCGUCAUCUUUGCUGUGUGAGCCAAGAUUGAAGAUCGGUCUCAUUAUGGAGGUCCGCUGCCUCCUCCCCCUUUUCGAAUCUUGCCAAAGGACACUCAGGCAACCUGCAGAUCUGCGUCCCCCGAAUCAAGCCUCGAGAGCUCUGUUGCAACACCGCGUCGUCGUGCAGGGGGUUGUUGAUUUGCGACGGCGAGACCCGCAUGUAACUGCAUGGGCGUCAAAACCGCACCCACAAUCCGCCUCCGCUGCCCCGGACCUGGCUGAGCCUAUUUUGACGUCGAAUCCGAUUCAUUGGGCAGCUCACGCUGCCAUGGACGCUUUUGUCUCGACUGGUUACCCGCAUUUAUCUGUCCGUGUCCGUAGCACACGGCCAAAGGAGUCAUUCCAAGCCUCUAUCGUCAUCGAUGGCGCUUGUACAAUACUUGUAUUGUACACACAAGUACUGUGGACCUGGGAAAGCCCACUACCUUACAGACAGUAUCCUGGCCUGGGGCACAACCAGCAUUUUGAGCUUCAGGGAGAUUCGAUCCCUUGUUUCAAUUCAGAGAAAGGCAGCCCGGACAAGACAUCAGGCGCUGCAGCUCGAUGGUCACCCUUGGCAGGCGUCCCGGGUCCGUGAGUUGGUUAGACCAAUGGUAUUAGAGGAGUGACCUACCGGCCGAUCACUUGCCGCAGGUGUAUGCCAGCAAGGGCAACUCCCACGCCUAUCCCCUGGUCUCACUCUGAGAAAGAUGGAGAGCAAACGGACAAGUCCAUCA
Molecule: messenger RNA, 841 nt
Organism: Parathielavia appendiculata
Lineage: Eukaryota; Fungi; Ascomycota; Sordariomycetes; Sordariales; Chaetomiaceae
Exons: 2
Coding region: 130-702 (190 amino acids)
Source: RefSeq, a predicted model, not a curated record